This is a messenger RNA of Anoplopoma fimbria (sablefish), 5183 nucleotides long. It is a transcript of the gene garem1, whose product is annotated as GRB2 associated, regulator of MAPK1. Bases 206 to 2824 code for a protein of 872 amino acids. Gene Ontology annotation, biological process: epidermal growth factor receptor signaling pathway; cellular response to epidermal growth factor stimulus. NCBI's taxonomy places the organism in Eukaryota, Metazoa, Chordata, Actinopteri, Perciformes, Anoplopomatidae. Gene Ontology annotation, molecular function: proline-rich region binding. The transcript is spliced from 6 exons. The record is from RefSeq and is a predicted model, not a curated record.
UAAACAAACAUGUCUCUGCUACACAAUGAGACCACGGACCUUAAUGAUACGUAGGCAGAUGGAAACAUGCGACGAUCUAUAAGAAACGUGCCAAACAUCCAGCUGUAGAUGGAGAGUCGAUGCACUGUGCAGUUGGUUAGCUGUGUGUAGCCCUUUGUGACCGUGUUUACACACUGCUAGCUUAGCUCCCCAGUCAGCUAGCAAAAUGGACCUUGGAACAAUGUUGUACAACAACUUAAAAGAUGUCACAUGGAGCACCACGUCUUUGCCAUUAGAUCAACUUGUCAGUGCUUAUAGGUUGCCUCAAAUUGCCAAGCUGGAUAACGGCCAGCUGGUUGAAGGGCUCAGAGACAAUGACUACCUCUUGAUUCAUUCCUGCCGUCAGUGGACGACUAUUACUGCUCACAGUCUGGAGGAGGGACACUAUGUCAUUGGGCCCAAAAUAGAGAUCCCAGUACACUAUGAAGGUCAGUUUAAGCUACUGGAGCAGGACAGAGAUGUCAAGGAGCCUGUGCAGUACUUCAACAGCGUCGAGGAGGUGGCCAAAGCAUUCCCUGAAAGGGUUUACGUCAUGGAAGAAAUAAUUUUCAAUGUUAAGAUACCAUAUGUCGUCUUUUCACAGAUGGCUUCAGGGGAAUGCAAUGAAGAUACCGAAGUUUACAACAUAACACUAAGCACCGGUGAUGAACUGACAUUAAUGGGCCAGGCUGAGAUCCUCUACGCCAAGACCUCCAAAGAAAAAUCAAGGUUCAACACAAUUUUUAAGAAGAUUGGGAAGCUAAACUCCAUCAGCAAGAUUGGUCGAAGCAAGAUGCCCUGCUUGAUCUGCAUGAACCAUCGCACCAAUGAGAGCAUCAGCCUGCCUUUCCAGUGCAAAGGCAGGUUCAGCACCUGUAGUCCACUGGAGCUUCAGAUGCAGGACGGCGAGCACAUCAUCAGAAACAUUGUGGAGAAAACCCGUCUCCCUGUCAACGUCACAGUACCCAGCAGUCCACCCCGCAACCAGCACGACCUCCACCUCAUCCGUGAGGGUCAUCGCUACAAAUUGGUCAACAUUCAGACGAAGACGGUGGUUGUGUGCUGCAUUCUGCGAAGCAACAAAAUUAUCCCCAUCCAUUUUCCCUUUCAUAUGGCCAUGCCUAGAUUUAUUAUUCCAGAAGAACUGCUGCAAGGAGAGUUGUGGCUAGAAACUAUGGUACAUCGCUGGUUCUCCUUUUGCCAGGAGCAGUUUGACAUAGACGACUAUUCUCGCGCCGUCCGGGAUGUGCGGACAGACUGGAACGACGAUGGGAAGAGCCCUAAGAAAAGCAGUGGGAAUGGCAGUUGCAGUGGAAACAGCGGAUGCAGCAGCAGCUCCAAUGGUUGUCCCAAUCAAAUGCAGAUUCCCAGCUCUUUAACUUACGCCCGGGAUGAGCUCACCCAGUCCUUCCACCGACUGUCCGUGUGUGUGUACGGCAGCAACCUGCACGGUAACAGCGAGGUCAAUUUGCAGGGCUGUAUGACACUAUGUGGAGAUUGGACUCUUCUGCCCUCUGACAGCAUCCCUUCAGAAUCAGGAGAAAAUGAACACUUUUUCCCCGAUCUGAUGGAGAGCACAAGCCAACAACCAGCCCUCAACAAGUCGGACGUUCCUUAUGAGGAGCUGUGGUUGGAUCAUCUGAGAGGUCAGAUCCCAAAACCUUCUUUAAGCGAGGGAACUCGAGGCAUCAACAAUGGCUGUAGUACAACAGCAGCCCUGUCAUACCAAGUGACUUCUCCUCUUGGUGCAACACCCAGUUUAGAUGUGUCUCUUACUCCACCACCAGUUCCACCCAAGUCUGAAGCUGUGAAGGAAGAAUGCCGUCUUUUGAAUGCCCCACCAAUUCCUCCACGAAGUUUGAAACAGAUGCCAUCGGUGCCCAUCCUGUCUAAACCACGGCAGCAAGAGACUCGGUCUCCAAGUCCAACCCUCUCCUAUUAUUCUUCUGGUCUCCACAACAUUAGUGGAGCAUCUGAGCAAGAGGCGGCCGACACACAAGAGCCAAGCCGAGUGUGCUACCCUUGUAAAUGGGUUAAAUCCAACAGCACUGAGCCAAACGCUACGGUGCCCUGUGGUAGCCUGCCUUCGGAUAUGAUGUCCUCCAGGUUGUCUUGGCCAAAUCAUUUCAGUGGAGGAGAAUCGCACAGCAUGGAGGAAUUUCUACCAGCCAGCUGUCGAAGUUACUACAGUUACCCCAGAAAAAGAUCCCUAAGCACCCCAAAAACCUGUACAACCAGCCUGGUUGACUUUGAUGCCCAAGAGCACGCACACAGCAGUAAGGACUUCAUGUUGCAGAAAGCUUCUCUGAAUCAAUUCUGCACUAAAUCCUCAAGUUACAACUCAGAAAUGUACAGGGACAAGCCAAUAGAAGAAUCUAACACCAAGCAGAGCCUCUCUUGCCCCAUCUUACCACCGAGAACACCAAAAUCUAAUGCCGUACAGGAGAGCACUGAUUUGCAGUCAGGCUCUGUCUGUGACAGUGAGCUGGAAAAUGCCAACUGCUCACUUACUCAACAUGAGCAGGGCACAAAAGACUUAUUAACUCAUAACUCACCAUCCUUUCCCCCCACUGCACAGUGGCAGCCCCCGUCCAGUCUGGCUGGCCUUUCUAUUGAGGAGGUGUCCAAAUCUCUUCGGUUUAUUGGCCUGCCAGAUGACAUUGUUUCUCUUUUUGUGUCUGAGAAGAUUGAUGGGAAUUUACUCCUGCAGCUCACUGAGGAGAUUUUGUCAGAGGACUUCAAGCUAAGCAAACUGCAGGUAAAGAAACUCAUGCAGUUCAUAAAUGGGUGGAGGCCCAAGAUAUAGCUAACAGUAUAUGACACUAAGUUCUGUUAUAAAGCAGAGAGUCAUGCUUUCAGUAUAUAUGCUAUGCACACCAGGCCACAAAGAGUUUCUUUUUGUGUAAUAUGAAUUUAUGUCUUUGUUACUAUAUUGUGGGGACUUAAAGUCUGUGACUGCUACUUACUUACUGAAUGAAACCAUUUGGCACUUUCAUGGAGACGUUUUCAUGUUGCCUACUAUGUACUUUUUUUGCCCACAGCCUUCUAGUGGUCAUGUCAUCACAUGAAUCCUAAUUUAAUCCAACAAAUGUAAAGGAAAACACUGAUGUGACAAGAGAUUUGCUUAAUGAAGACGUUGUACCAUUCCUUAAAGAUGAUACCACAACUUGAAUCAGAAGCUAUUUCCAGGAUUUCUAGAGCGCAGAUGAUGUACUAUGGUAUAUGCUGUUUAUUUACCAUAUUAAAAAACAAUGUAAAAACUUUUGUAGGUGAUACACAAUUUGACAUUUGGCUGAAUUUGGAAACCAAGAAAAAGCUUGCUUCCCAAACUUGCAAUUAUAUAGUUAUGCAGUUAGUGAUAUAUGAAGUAUGCACUAUUUUGACUAAGUCCGGGAUGUGAUGUCAACAGAAACAGUGGAACUAAUUCACUCCUGUUGAAUGAAGUCAGUACCAUGUGCAACAAGAUGUCAGAUUUAUAACUCUACUCAUGCAAGGUCUUAUUUCUAUUUGAUGCCUUUUUAAUCUAAAGUUGAAUUCAACUUGAUUGCUAAUUGCUUUGACUUUAAACAUCUCUGCUUUAAAAAAAAAAAAAAAAGAAAACUGUUUAGAGAUUAUCUGUUGCAAAAGAAGACUGACUGGGGCCUGACAAAUAGAUAUCCUUUCUCUCAAACUUACAUGGAAAUAACCAACAGAGGUGAUGGACCAUGACAUUCUACAUAAAAUACAAAUUAUGCAUCAUGCACUUUGGUAGAUUUCAGAAUCAUUAAUUGCAGCUAAAGUCAUUAAAUAUAAACCUAUAUAAGAAAAGUGUCUACGUAGAGAGUGAAUGCACUACACGCUUUUUCAAAACUAAAAUGGUACUUCUCCUUUGUUCUCAUUGUAUGUAUUGUACGUGUGCUCUAAUGCUAGAAACUAUAUAAAAAAAAUAGCUUUUCUGCGCCUUAACCCAUUGACCUUAAUAUAUAUAAUGUUUCACUUUGGCUUAACAUUUUCAUUUAGCCAGUCUUUUUGUCUUGAGAAUAUCUUCUUACAUAAACGCCUCAACCUGAACAUGGGGGAAUGAUGUUAAGCGUGUAUUUCCCCAUGCCCCGAGAGGCAUGUAAGCUAAAAUUGAAAAUGAUCUGCUUAAAUGAAAUAUUGGCUUCUAUUGGUACCAAACAUUUUCUCUGUAGCCUUGAAUCAGAGUUGAUUUAUUUAUGCAGUAUUUAACAUAAUGCAAAAUAUGCAGAUUAGUUAUUUUCAGACUGUUGGUAUGGCUGAUCUAUGAAGGUGCCUUAGCAACAACAGCCUUUCUACAACCCAGGACUGAUCUGUUGGCCAACAGCUGUUGAUUUUUCCCCCUGACACUUUUUUGCAGUGGGUUGUUACAUAUUUUACUUGAUAUAUUUUGUAUGUAAAUGAAAAUUUAAUGUGAUUUUUUUUUUUUAAAGAAAGUGAAUACUAAUGUUGAAAUUAAUUGUAUUGAAAAACAAGCUUAUGUUCAAAUUGCUGUUCUUUUUCUUUUACUUUCUGUACAUCUUGCUUUCUAGUUGGGUUUAUGAAUCCAUGAAUUCAAAAAACAUUGAUCAUGAGGUAAGAAAAUCCCUGCAAGCCUCAGUCACUCUACAUGGGCAGUGACCAAAAAGAAUAAUGUUAAUAAGCCAUGUGUUCAGGUAAUUUUCCAGAUUCUCUUCAUGAGGAAUUCAUGUUUCCCUCGACAAUGUUAUUAAAUGAUGAUUAAUGUACUAUGCAAUAGACAUGGCCAUCCAAAGAGACCAUGGGAAGGAACAACUAACCCAGGGAGUGAUAAUGCAAGGCCAUUAAGUAUUAUGCAUAUUGAAAUAACUACAAAUAGAAAAUAGUGCAUGCAAAAGGAAUUAUUUUAAGUCAGUCAUUUUACAUGGAUACCUCUGAGAUAUAAACUGUGAACACACUACAACAACUGGCCCAGUCCCAUGAAUACACCAUCAUCAAGCAGUUAACACUAAUCGGUGUUCCAUGUUGAUGGUGCCUGUCAACCCACCUUAAUAAUUAGCACAUGUGCAAAAGGAGUGAAAAUGACUGUGACACUGGGUUUUGACAGCAUUAUUUGUGAGCAUUAUUGAAAUCUUGAGUUAUGGACAGCUAUCUUUGAAUUAAGUUUUGUUUCCCCUAUUUUUGAUUGUAUUAAAAAUGAAUUAACUGGU